Messenger RNA from Microtus oregoni (creeping vole), 3169 nucleotides. RefSeq names its product raftlin, lipid raft linker 1 (gene Rftn1). The transcript is spliced from 10 exons. NCBI's taxonomy places the organism in Eukaryota, Metazoa, Chordata, Mammalia, Rodentia, Cricetidae. The coding region runs from base 270 to 1913 and encodes 547 amino acids. The record is from RefSeq and is a predicted model, not a curated record.
UCAGGGCUGGAGUCGGAGCGCGCAGGGCGCAAGGCGCAGCGAGCGGGAGCGCGGCGGCCACUGGCUCCUGGAAGGUACCCGCGCGGCCAGCGCCCGAGGGACCUACGACGCGCGAGCGGCCGCGCCCCGCGCUCUGCCCCCACCCCCGGGGCCCCGUUGUCCGCGCGCCGCUCUGCUCUGCAUGGCACAAACUUUCAUCCCGGGACGCUGCACGCUGUCUCUGGGAACCCGCGCCACGGUCGCCGUCACUGGUCCCCAGAGCUGUCGCAAUGGGCUGCAGUUUGAACAAGGUGGAGAAGCACGAAGAGAAGCGGCCUGGGAACAUUUACUCAACUCUGAGGAGACCUCAAGUCGAGACGAAGGUAGAUGUGACCUACGAAUACCGCUUCCUAGAGUUCACCACGCUGACUGCCGAGGAGCUGCCGCGGUCCUCGGCUGUGAGGUUAGCCUCUCUGCGGGACCUGCCAGCCCAGCUCCUGGAACUGUACCAGCAAGGCUUCUCCCUGGCUGCCCUGCACCCCUUUGUGCAGCCGACGAACAGGCAAGAGAAGAGAUUCCUUGAGCACAUCUUCAGGGCCAUCCUGGUCAAGAAAACCAACAGGUCUCAGAAGACCGAGCUUCACAAUGAAAGCUACAUCUUGGAAUUGGAUUACUGUGCCUCCUUAGACCACCUGGAAAAACAGAAGCUCGUCCCAGAGUUUAUUAAGAAGGUACAGGAAGCUGCAAGUCGGGGCUUGAAGUUCGUUGGUGCGGUGCCUCAGUACCAGCCCUCUGCAAACUCUGCCAGCAGCAGCCGAUCAAUUCCCAUUGCCAACAGUGCUGUGGAUGCCAGGGAUGGGAAACAUACCUUUGGGGACCAUGCAUCCUUGGAAAAUGAUACCCCAAAGGAUAUGGAUGCUGCCACUGCCAGAGUGAACCAAAGACCAGAGCCCAGCCCAAGCAGGGAGGUGCCUAGCGCCCAGCAGCCUGGCAUUCCCACUCCCUCAGAAGAGACAGAGGCUGAUGACUUUCCUCUGCGGGAGUUGAGCCCAGCACUGGAUGUACCAGACGGUGACCACUCAAAUGGACAUGAAGAGCUGCUCUCAAGGAAAAUGGAGAUCUUCGCCUUUUUCAACAGACCGAAGAACCAGCAGAAGUGUCGGCAGUACUAUCCCGUCACCAUCCCCCUCCAGGUCUCCAGGAACGGCCAGACAGUGAACAGUCUGGAUGCCAGCUGGCUGGAGCACAUGAGUGAUCACUUCCGGAAAGGCGGUGUGCUGGUGAACGCCGUCUUCCACCUUGGCAUGGCCAAUGACGCCUUCUAUGGCCUGACAGAUGGAGUAUUCAUCUUUGAAGCUGUUUCCACAGAAGAUAGCAAAACCACACAGGGCUAUGACGCUAUUGUUGUGGAACAAUGGACAGUCCUGGAAGGUGCCGAGGUGCAGACAGACUACAUGCCCCUGCUGAACUCACUGGCGGCCUACGGAUGGCAGCUCACCUGUGUGCUGCCAACUCCCAUACUCAAGACUACAAGGGAGGGGAACGUGUCCACCAAGCAGAUUGUGUUUCUUCAGAGACCAUGUCUACCUCAGAAAACCAAGAAGAGGGAAUCAAAGUUCCAGUGGCGAUUCUCCCGGGAAGAGACCCGCAGCAGGCAGACAAGGAAAACCAAAGGGAAAAACAGCACGAGAGACAAGCAGCAAGCAGAGGAGAAUGAGAAGAAUCUAGAAGACCAGUUCCCCAAGGCUGGAGAUGUGGGGAACUGUGUGCUGGGGACACAGCAAUGGGGCAGAGCCUCUGAAGAACAGCAGGGCUUGAGGGCUGUGCAGAAUGGUCCUGCUGGCCACAACAGGGACUCGGUGGCCGCCAGACACUCAAAUCCCAGCAUGGAAGCCGAGCUUGCUGCAGGGCCCACUCCAGCAGAGGCAAAUUGAGUCCAUGAUUUGUGCUAGGCUUGCAAUGUGAUGGCAAACCUUGGGAAGCUUGCUAGCAGCUGGUUCGUUCUGUGUUACCCUUUGGCUUGACCUAUCGUUAGCUCAGCGGGCCCUGCGAGGGCUGGUCUCUGGCAGUAUUGUUUUCUGAACAGCCACUGGAAAGCUGUCUUAAUGAUCCGCUUACGGUAGAGUGCAAGGUUGGACUGUUCCUCCUAGACCUCAGAGUUGGAGGUCCGGUUCCACCCCUUCCCCCAAGGAAGGGCAUGGACCAUACAGCACCUGGGCUGCCCCACGGGGCUCCAGGGCACAUCUGGGUCAACUUCUGGGGCAUCUUUGCUACAAACCAAGAUUUUUCGCUCACUCUUACAUGCUGCUGCUAUGGGCAAGUACUUCAGUAACUUUAUCCCACAGCUCUUCGGGCUGCCCUUCUCCGCCUGAGCCCUGCAGCUCUGCAUACAGCUCCUUCACCUGAACCCUGGAGGCCCUGCCGUUUUGAAAGGUGGUGAUGUUGGGGGAGGGAAGGCGUUUAGACAGAUACCUCCUGCCUUUCUCAGAGUAGUUCUAUAGAUACUGCUGAUCUGGAAGCAAACAGGCAAUUCUCUGUGCUCCUGCUCUUACAGGGUGUUCAGAAAGUAUUCUGUGUUAAUAUUAAUGCCAAAAAGUGUUGUUUUAAACUUUGUAUUCCACACAUCUUUGAAUACGUUGUGUCAUUUUGGGCGGAUGGUAACUGGGUGCCCUUGUGUGCUAUUUUUGUUGGUGUGUCAAUGACUGAGUUGUAUGCUGUGCCUGUCACUUGUUUUUACUGUCCAUAAAGUGUGGUUAAGGCUUUAAGUAGACGCAUCUGGCGAGCUUGGAGAGAGAACACCAUUGUCUCGAUGGAAACAGCCUGUCUCGUUCUUGUUUAGUUACUUUAAGCAAUAAAUCAUCUGAGCUCAGUGCGUGGCGUGUUUACCUCGUCACUACAGGUCUGGCCCUCGGGCUCUGGCCGCAGUUUCUGCCUGCUGGCAGUGCGGUAGACUGUGGCAGACCGAGCCACCUAGGCACAUUGGGGUUUCGAGCUUUGUUUCAAACAAACGAAGUGGAGAGUGAAUGGGACGCCACCAGGUGAGCAGGAGAUCACAAGCUGGUUGUGAGCAAACUCCCUUACCAUCAGCAGUGAUUCAACAUUGUGGUUUCUAAGGUUUGAAGUAGGCUGUUUAAUGAGGGAAAUCUUUUUUUUUAUUUCCAAGUUUAUUAAAAUAAAACCUGUAAAGCUU